Otolemur garnettii (small-eared galago) is the source of this 989-nucleotide messenger RNA. RefSeq names its product low density lipoprotein receptor class A domain containing 2 (gene LDLRAD2). The coding region runs from base 66 to 989 and encodes 307 amino acids. Gene Ontology annotation, molecular function: protein binding. The transcript is spliced from 5 exons. Lineage: Eukaryota; Metazoa; Chordata; Mammalia; Primates; Galagidae. The record is from RefSeq and is a predicted model, not a curated record.
CCCCAGAGACCUCAAAACUGAAGAUUCUGUGGGUCUGCACCAUUGGUGGGCACAGCAGAGCCUGGAUGGAGGCUCAUCUUUGGCAGCUGCCCCAAAGGCUGCUCCUGCUAGGGGCAGCUGCCCUGACUGUGUCUGCUCUGGAGACAGCCGACCUGGUGGCCCUGUGCGGGCAGACGUGGCAGGGGGACGGGCUGCUGCUGCGCUUGCAUUCUGCGUCCCGCAGAUUCUACUUUGUGGUUCCGGACACCGAUUGCGGGCUCUGGCUAGAGGCGGCGGCCCCUGGCGACAGGAUCCGCUUCCAGUUCCGCUUCUUCCUGGUCUACAGCCUGACCCCAGCGUCCCCGCCGCCACCGGCACCCAGCCCUUCGGCCGACCCGUGCGCCCCCGGCUCUUUCCUGCAGUUCUACGAGGGCCCGCCGGGGGCGCCCCGGGCCCUGGGAGCCCCUGUUUGUGGCCUGACCAUUCCCAUCCCCGUGGUGUCCUCUGGACCUUUCCUAGGACUGCGCCUGGUCACUAGAGGUCGCCAGCCUCGCGUGGACUUCGUGGGUGAGGUCACCUCUUUCCGGUUAGGACCUUGUGGUGCCUACUUCCACUGUGGGAAUGGCAGGUGCAUCCCUCCAAGCCUGGUGUGUGAUCGCUGGGGCAUGGACAACUGUGGCGAUGGCAGUGACCAGAGCUCCUGGCCACCAGCUGACUGCGGAGGUCCCUCUCUGGUGGCCAGCCAGACUGCAAGUAUGGAUGCCGACACCUCCAAGGCCCUGACUCUCUCCCCACCUUUUGGGUCUGCAGACCCCCUCUGGAUUGCAGUACAACCAGCAGGCAGGGAUCCAGCACAACAGAAUGUAACUUCAGAAGGCAGGCCCCCAUCUCCGGGAGGUGGCACUGGCUUCCUCGCUGCUCCUGGCCUCUACUUGCUUCCUUGUGUGCUUGCUCUGGUGCUGCUGUCGCCCUGGAUGGUUGGACUGGCAACGGCAACCAGGUCCCUAUGA